Messenger RNA from Centropristis striata (black sea bass), 826 nucleotides. Its product is annotated as fibroblast growth factor 13-like. The record is from RefSeq and is a predicted model, not a curated record. Lineage: Eukaryota; Metazoa; Chordata; Actinopteri; Perciformes; Serranidae. Gene Ontology annotation, molecular function: fibroblast growth factor receptor binding; growth factor activity. Gene Ontology annotation, biological process: fibroblast growth factor receptor signaling pathway; positive regulation of protein phosphorylation; animal organ morphogenesis. The transcript has 5 exons. Gene Ontology annotation, cellular component: cytoplasm. The coding region runs from base 169 to 771 and encodes 200 amino acids.
GCCCGUGUGCAUGUGUCGGAGCGCUCCGCAGCGGCUCCUCCUCCACACGGAGCAGACUGAGGAGCAGGAGGACCAGGAGGACCAGGAGGACCAGGAGGAGGACAGAGUGAUAUUUUUAUUUUUAUUUUAUUUUGUCUUGUGAACUUUGAUCUCUGGGUCUCUGAGUCGAUGAGCGGGAGGACGAGGAGCAGAGAGGAGAAGGAGCACGCGGCCAAAGAGCCCCAGCUGAAGGGAAUAGUGACCCGGCUGUCCAGCCGGCAGGGCUUCCAGCUGCAGAUGCAGCAAGACGGCACCAUCGACGGCACCAAGGAUGAAGACAGCAGCUACGCUGUGUUCAACCUGAUCCCUGUGGGGCUUCGUGUCGUGGCCAUCCAGGGCGUCCAGACCAAACUCUACCUGGCGAUGAACAACGAAGGCUUCCUGUACACCUCUGAGCACUUCACCCCGGAGUGUAAGUUUAAGGAGUCAGUGUUUGAGAACUACUACGUGACGUACUCGUCGAUGCUGUACCGCCAGCAGGCGUCGGGCCGGGCCUGGUACCUGGGCCUCAACAAGGAGGGAGGAGUCAUGAAGGGGAACCACGUCAAGAAGAACAAGGCGGCCGCACACUUCAUCCCCAAACCGCUCAAAGUGGCCAUGUACAGGGAGCCCUCCCUCCAUGAUCUGACUGAACUCUCUCGCUCCGGCAGCGGCACGCCGACCAAGAGCCGCAGCGCCUCGGCCCUGCUGAACGGAGGAGGGAAGUCGCCUAGCAACAACGACUUAUCCUAGCCCUCCACCCUCACACACACACACACACACACGCACACGCACACACACACACAUA